Molecule: messenger RNA, 3685 nt
Organism: Sinocyclocheilus anshuiensis
Lineage: Eukaryota; Metazoa; Chordata; Actinopteri; Cypriniformes; Cyprinidae
Gene: ano3
Product: anoctamin 3
Exons: 26
Coding region: 65-3025 (986 amino acids)
Biological process (GO): chloride transmembrane transport
Cellular component (GO): plasma membrane
Molecular function (GO): chloride channel activity; protein dimerization activity
Source: RefSeq, a predicted model, not a curated record
GAGGGUAGCCAGGUGUUGGGUUGCGCAGAGGAGAGACACCUACGCGAUCGCUCCAUACUUUCCCAUGUAUCCUGCCUUCAUCUUCUGCACGCGAGGAUCUCUAUCGAUAACCACCAUGGUGCAUCACUCUGGAUCCAUACAGUCCUUCAAGCAGCAGAAGGCAGGUAUGCACACCAGUAUCAGUGAGAUUUUGAAGGAGAAAACGCUAAAGUCGUCUCGCCGCAGUUUGCCGUGUCUGGCUCAGAGUCAGACGCAUCCUCAGAACCUCAAUCACUUCCUGUCUGUGCCUCUGAGUCCUGAACCCAAAACAUACACUCACAACAUCAGUGCCUCCUGCACAAACAUCACACCUCCUCCCACAGACACUAGUCAGGAUGUCUAUAUGGAAGAGAGGGAGGCGGGGGAGUUUGAGCCUAAAACAGAUGAAACAUUACACGUCCAGCAGAAACCAGUGUCCAGAGCAAAGCUAGAGGCCCGCACAGACUCCAUACAGGGGAACAAUUUAGAAAACCCCUCAGGAUUGAUGUUUAGAGAUGGGAAGAAGCGCAUUGACUAUAUAUUAGUCUAUAAGAAAUCCAGCCCUCAGGUGGAGAAGAGGUGCACAUUUGAGAGGAACCUGCGGGCGGAAGGUCUAAUGCUGGAGAAGGAGCCCUCAUUAACCAACAGUGAUAUCAUGUUUGUGAAGAUUCAUGCACCGUGGGACACGCUGUGUAAAUAUGCUGAGCAGAUGAACAUUAGAAUGCCCUUCAGGAAAAAGUGUUACUUCACAGACUGGAAGAAAAAAACUAUGGGCAGCCGAUUUCAGUUGAGAUUUUGUCAGCUGAAGAGCUGGCUGCCCAGAAACCCCAUGAAACUGGAUAAAGAGGCGUUACCAGACCUGGAGGAAACCGACUGCUACACUGCCCCCUUCAGCAGGGCCAGAAUGCACCAUUUUACCAUCAACAACAGAGAGACGUUUUUCUCAAACUCAACCAGAAGCAGAAUAGUACAUCAUGUACUACAGCGUACGAAGUACGAGGACGGGAAGUCUAAGAUGGGUAUUAAUCGGUUGCUUGGCAACAGCACAUAUGAGGCAGCAUUUCCUCCACAUGAGGGAAGUUAUAAAAGCAGACAUCCAGUUAAAACCCAUGGAGCUCAAAACCACAGACACCUUCUGUACGAAAGAUGGGCGCGCUGGGGGAUCUGGUACAAAUACCAGCCUCUAGACCUCAUACGGCGGUACUUUGGGGAGAAGAUUGGGCUGUAUUUUGCCUGGUUGGGCUGGUAUACAGGUAUGCUGAUCCCUGCUGCUCUAGUUGGCCUCUUCGUCUUCCUAUAUGGGCUUUUCACCAUGGACUCCAGCCAAGUAAGUAAAGAGAUCUGUGAGGCCAACACCACUAUCAUGUGCCCCAUGUGUGAAGGCAACUGCAGCUCUUGGACGCUGAGUGAUAGUUGUGUCUAUGCAAAGGUGACCCAUCUUUUUGACAAUGGAGGCACAGUCUUCUUUGCUAUCUUCAUGGCAAUAUGGGCCACGGUAUUCCUUGAGUUCUGGAAGAGGAGAAGGGCGGAGCUAACCUACGACUGGGAUUUAAUUGACUGGGAGGAAGAGGAGGAGGAGCUACGGCCCCAGUUUGAAACCAAAUACUCCCGGAAGGAGAGAGUAAACCCCAUCUCAGGGAAACCAGAGCCCUUCCAGCCCUUCACAGACAAACUCAGCCGACUCAUGGUGUCUGUUUCGGGAAUCUUUUUCAUGAUCUCUCUGGUCCUGACAGCCGUGUUUGCCGUGGUGGUGUUCCGGCUCAUUGCCAUGGAGAAGUUUGCUUCCUUUCAGUGGGAGUUUGUGAAGAAGAACUGGCAGUUCGCCACCUCAGGCACUGGAGUCUGCAUCAACUUCAUGAUCAUCAUGUCUCUGAAUGUGGUCUAUGAGAAAGUGGCCUACCUACUUACAAACCUGGAACACCCACGGACAGAGUCAGAAUGGGAAAACAGCUUUGCCCUCAAGAUGUUCCUCUUCCAGUUCGUCAAUCUCAACAGCUCGACCUUCUACAUAGCUUUCUUUUUAGGAAGGUUUGCUGGCAGGCCGGGUGACUAUAAUAAGCUGUUUAACCGGUGGAGGAUGGAGGAGUGUCAUCCCAGUGGUUGUCUGAUCGACUUGUGCCUACAGAUGGGAGUGAUUAUGGUGUUGAAACAGAUCUGGAAUAACUUCAUGGAGCUGGGCUACCCGCUGCUGCAGAACUGGUGGUCCCGGCGUAAGAUGAAACGAGCAGGAGAGCAGAAUAACAGUAAAGAACAGCUGCCGCAGUGGGAUAGAGACUGGAACCUGCAGCCCAUGAACGCACACGGCCUGGUGGACGAGUACCUGGAGAUGGUUCUGCAGUUUGGUUUCACUACAAUCUUUGUGGCGGCGUUUCCUCUGGCUCCUCUGCUUGCUCUGCUCAAUAACAUCAUCGAGAUCCGAUUAGAUGCCUACAAGUUUGUCACGCAGUGGAGAAGACCGAUGCCUGCCCGCGCUACUGAUAUUGGAAUCUGGCAUGGUGUCCUGGAGGGAAUUGGAGUUGUGGCUGUCAUAACAAAUGCCUUUGUCAUUGCCAUCACUUCAGAUUACAUCCCUCGCUUUGUCUAUGCUUUUAAAUAUGGGCCCUGUGUGGACAAGGGUUACCGGCAUGAGAAAUGUCUAAGAGGAUACUUGAACAACAGCUUGUCUGUUUUUGAUAUGGGUGAAUUAAAAAAUGGGAGUUAUCAUACUCGAUACUGCAGGUAUCGGGAUUACAGAGCGCCUCCAUGGAGUCCUGAACCCUAUGAGUUCACCCUGCAGUUCUGGCAUGUUUUGGCUGCCAGAUUAGCCUUUAUCAUAGUCUUUGAGCACCUGGUGUUUGGCAUUAAGACCUUCAUAGCCCACAUGAUUCCAGACAUGCCCAAAGACCUGUGUGAUCGCAUGCGCAGGGAGAAAUACCUGAUGCAGGAGAUGGUGUAUGAGGCGGAACUGGAGCACUUGCAGAAAGAGCGGAAAAAGAACGGCAAACGUUAUCACCAUGAGUGGCCUUAGCCAUGCCUGUCCAUAAAUACACACACAAAAAAAUGCCCACUGGAGAACCACACGCACUACCCACAAAAGCACAUAAUGACUUGAGAAUGGUAAACAAGCAUCUUUGCAACAUGCACAACUGCAGCACAUAUGUGAACACAGACAUUCAUGUACAACCGUUCUGCUACCUUCGACGGCUAGCUUUAUUGACUCCAUGCAUGGGCUGGCCACUUUUCAUUACUGUGACAAACCAGGGAGCGUAUUCAGUGUUUGAGGUCAAAACCUGAUCUCCGGGUGGCCCUUUAGAGCCAGGAGUUGGCAGCUGUAAUCUGCACCAAAGAGGUUCUUCUCAGUCCCUACCUGAGACCUCUGAUUAUCCUAUACUUUCAUCCUGCUGAGUGCGUUUACACACUAGAGCAGUAGUUCUCAAACUGUAGUGAUUGGCUACUUAAACUGUUGUCUCAUUUAGGUUCAUUAGCUAAAAGUAGCUAUGAAAGCAGUGUGGCAAAUACGGGUGUGCACGAAUAGUCAAACAUUCGAAUAUUCGGUCUGUAAUUAUUAUUCGAACAAUAAAAACACUAUUCGAAUUUUACUAUGUGUUGAUUUGCUGGCCGUAAAUGCAGGGAAUCCAUGAUAAAUCCUAAGCAGUUAUAACUAAAUGCACUCUGGGUGGCUUGGAUU